UACAUUAGUUACUUUUUACGUGUUGGGUUAUAUACGUGUUUCAUUAGCAAUUAAAUGUCUUUAUUUAGGCUUAUGUACUGGUCCUUUCGUCCUAAUUUCAUUAAUUAUAUUUUGCAGUCAUGAUAAACCAGUGUAUAUUAUACAAAUAUAAAAAAGAUUACUCUGCAUGCGUUUUUUAGUUAAUAAACUAGUUGACGUAUUUAUCCACCAUCUAAUUUUGUAUGAAGCGAUCUCGAUAAUUCUUUUACUGUCUAAAUAUCCUGUUCGUCGAGCAUCUAUUCAGUUUAUGUGAAUCAUUUGUAGAGAAAGUUAGUGUCGAAGUGCGACUUGAACAACCUAACUAGUAUUUACAUAGACCUCAUAUGUUUUUUCUAAAGCUUUGCCAGUUUGCCAAAAAUAUGUGAUACGAUUAAGGUGAUACGUUUGUGCAAGUGAUAAUAAAGUGUUUAUGGAUAAAUGUAAGGCAGUUCAAGAAACGGCGUUGGUUCUUAGAGUGUGUUUAGUGGCAAAAAUGUUGGCGUCAGCGGCUUCCGCCAACCUGAGUCGGCAUUCGCUCUCCGCCAUGUUCCAGAAGCGACGUUCGGUCGAUAGGCCUCUAAUUAUGAGUCGUCCAGAGAAACCCGCGCUGGGAACAAGGCCGCCACCGCCCGCGGCCAUUGUGCCAAAAUCCGCAGAUGGUCCGCGCCCUCCCGGGUGGAACGGCCAACCGCGGCGGCACGGCUCCAGCCGUUUCAACGUGCACAAUCACAAUCAAGAACUUGUCAAACUACCCCCUUUAAAAGAUGCACCGGCACCUGAGCAGGAGCAGCUAUUCGUGCAGAAACUGCGACAAUGUUGCCUACUAUUCGACUUUGCGGAUGAACCGCUGUCGGACUUAAAAUGGAAGGAAGUGAAACGAGCCGCCCUGCUCGAGAUGGUCGAGUACGUCACCUCGCAGCGGGGCGUCAUCACAGAAGCUAUUUACCCCGAGGCGGUUAAUAUGUUUGCGACAAAUUUAUUCCGAACAUUACCGCCGUCGUCAAAUCCGAACGGUGCGGAAUUUGAUCCAGAAGAGGAUGAACCAACGUUAGAAGCAGCAUGGCCCCACCUACAGCUCGUCUACGAAUUGUUCCUUCGACUUCUAGAAUCACCUGACUUUCAGCCCAAUAUUGCCAAAAAGUACAUCGACCAGAAAUUCGUUUUACAGUUACUAGAACUGUUCGACACAGAGGACCCGCGAGAGCGUGACUUCCUCAAGACAACUCUGCACAGGAUAUACGGAAAGUUCUUAGUUCUACGCGCUUACAUACGGAAACAAAUCAACAAUGUAUUCUAUAGGUUUAUAUACGAAACUGAGCAUCAUAACGGCAUCGCAGAAUUACUAGAGAUACUCGGCUCCAUCAUCAACGGUUUCGCGUUGCCGCUUAAGGAAGAACACAAACUGUUCCUACUGAGGGUGCUGUUGCCACUGCACAAAGUGAAAUCACUAUCGGUAUACCAUCCGCAGCUGGCCUACUGCGUCGUACAGUUCCUGGAGAAGGAUCCGUCGUUAACGCAACCGGUCGUUAGAGCUUUAUUAAAAUAUUGGCCGAAGACACACUCGCCCAAGGAGGUGAUGUUUCUCAACGAAAUGGAAGAGAUUCUAGACGUGAUAGAGCCGGCGGAGUUUCAGAAGAUCAUGGACCCGCUGUUCAGGCAGCUCGCGAAAUGUGUUUCCAGUCCACACUUUCAGGUCGCAGAACGCGCCCUGUACUACUGGAACAACGAGUACAUAAUGUCGCUGAUAUCGGACAACGCGACGCACAUCCUGCCGAUCAUGUUCCCCUCCCUCUACCGGAACACGAAGAGUCACUGGAACAAGACCAUACACGGCUUGGUGUACAACGCACUGAAACUGUUCAUGGAAAUGAACCAGAAACUGUUCGAUGAAUGCACUCAGCAGUACAAGCAGGAGAAACAGAAGGAGCGCGAGCGGCUGCAGCAGCGCGAGGAGCUGUGGCACAAGCUGGAGGCGCGCGCCGCCGCCAACCCCGCCGCGCGCGCCCCGCCCCGCGCGCCGCCCGCGCCGCCCGCGCACCCGCCGCCCGCCCUCGAGCCCGACGCGCUCGACGUGCGCCCGAAAACAGAACUACAACGCCAGCAAGCCUCUCCUCAGGAAGAAGUCCGAGCUCCCCGCGGACACGUCGACGGUGAAGGCGCUGAUCGAGCACAAGCGGGCCGACGCCUACCUCGCGACGCCGCCGGACGCCGACCAGUGUUAGCCAUGUCCGCCCCUAUUGUGUCCCAGUACGAGCUAAUUUCACAUGGAGACAUUGACGUCGCCGUUCAUUAUCGACUGCGUCGAAAGGUAAUAUAGUUCAAAUAUGUGAAAACCGCCCAGAGCCGAUUAGUGCUAAAAAUUUCCAAACUGAACACAUAGACGUGUGAACUUCGUGACGUCACCUAUCAACGUCGCUGGGAGUAUCGAGUCGAGGUGACGUGAAUAUGUGACUUAUAUUUCAUGGAAAUUGUUGCCAAAUUGUGAUACUUUACCCGGAGUUGACUGUUGAAUAUUUCGCUCAUCAUUUACAAGAGCGUUGACUUAUAUAUUGUUGGAAAACUAAAGUGCUAUUAGAUUUUGAUACGAUUGUUAAAUAUACCCAAAAUUCUUCCUUGUACAUCUAAAUCCCUUCGGCGGCUGGUUCAUAUUUACAGAUAGUAAGGUGUUGAGACAGUUAGGUGCUACACUUUGAUUGAGUUUCCAACAAUAAAUGAGUAUAAACAAAAAAUAAAUAUAUUAAUAACAAUUGUAUUAAGUUGUAUACAUAACAUAUAAAUUUUAUAUCUUAUUAGAUUGCAUUCAAACGAAAUUUCUGGCAAUUUCAAUAUUUUUAUUAUUAAUUCAUUUACUAAUAAAAUAUCAAGAACAAUUUGGAAAAUGGCACCAAAUAAACAGCCUCGAAGUAAAUCGAUAAAUGUAAUUAUUUUUUUAAUCGUAAAGUCAUUAAUGUAUUUAUUUUUUUAAUUCCAGUCACUCAACACAAGGUUGUUAUGUAGUCAUUCGGUCAGUUAACGAAUGCAAUCUAAUAGGAAUUCCAUUUAAUAUAUCUUAACAUAGUAGUCAUCGCACCGCUUUAGACUUAACAUAAAGUACACAUCAAAAAGUAUUUACUAAAAUUCUCAACAAUAGUUAUAUAAAAUAGUUUAUGUAAAACAAACACAGAUUAUAUAUUAAUUAUUAUUAGCAAUAUACACGAACAUUUUUAAACAUAAUGAACUAAAUAAUAAUGUUGGCAUUACCAUUUCGGUGUUUUAUGUGUUUAGUAAUUGUUGAUGUCAGGGUGACAGUUGAAACCGCCAUUUUUGAUAGAAUUCUUCGUUAGAAGCAAGUCAAUAGCGAUGACAAAAGGACGCUACAGUGAAGUGAUGUGAUGCAUUGUUCAUAUAUUAUAGUUAGUUUUAAAAAUGACUUAACCGUCACACAGAAAGCGUCUUGUAAUACAAAAUAGAAUUUAAAACGUUUUUUUUUUUUUUUUGUUAAUAAUUUAUUUGAUUCGAUUCGAAACGUCCAAGGACACUUUCUAUAUGACGGUAUUCACUAUUAUAUCGUUCAUUGUCUGUCCCUUAUCUCCUUAACAUAGAUAGAAUGUUAAAUUAUCACAAGUCUUCUAAAUGGGACGUUUUUGUAUGAAACAGGAAAUUAGGAACCUUAUAAAAAGACAGCUUCUAAAUUUUUUCAAAUAAAUGCUUUCUAAAUAUUAAAACAUAGAAAAUUUUAUGAAUUCUAUGCCAGUACCUAACUAGCAUCUUAAAAAAAAUUUUCAACUGCAAAAAUCAUUCCAGGUUAUAUUUUUUCUUAACAAAUUAAGAAUAAUGUUCUUAUUUCUUCUUUUUACUUAUACUAUUCACUUGUAUAAUUAUUUUUCUUUUUAUCAUAUAAUAAUUAUUAAUUACCUUCAUCUGCCUGAACUCUAAAGUUUUCGUUUAAUUUUUUUUUAUCGUUUCUUAUACUUUAUAAAUUACAUUGUUGCGCCUUCGUAUUUUUUCUAUUAAUAUAUGAUGCGCAUUACAAAAUAAUGCAAUUAAAAUGUUUUUUAAAUAUAUAAAAGAAAAAGGUUCGACAAAUUAUCUUAAUUUAAUGAAAUAUAAAUAUUAUAUCGUUUAAUUAUUUAAACGUAAAACAAAAGAACAUAAAAAUUCUAAAUUUAAAAUUUUAAUUGUCAUGGAGAUCACUAAUUAAUGAUAAAAUUAUAUUGUAAAUGAUCUAGUAACAGAUUAUAAAUUAAUGCUUUAAUAUAGGCGUCUAAAAAAAUUUCAUUGAAUCACCAUAAAAAUACUGAUGGUGCCUUUUGUGGAAGCUAUUAUUUUAUACGCAGAAAAUAAUUUACAAAGUAACAUAUAAUAUUUCGGUUACUAAAUCACGUGGUGACGCCAGGGACAGACUAAAUAGAUUACACUAGAUAAAAAGGUAUAGGCGCUUAGUUAGCCAUAGUUAAUUUAUAAAUUUCCACACAGCCUAUUUAAAUAAUAUUAAUUGGUAUGGCACGUCUUCUGCAUUUUUAUAUUUUUUAAUUUUAAUUUUUUUUUGUUAAAUGCAGUGUGCCAAAGUGAUUAUGUUGAAGCCAUUUCUGUCAGAUAAAAUUCUAAGCACUGUCAGAACGUAAAUGUUUUAUGUGUAAAAUUGUAAUUAUAUGAAUGCGUAAUAGUAAGGGAUAAGAAUGCGUGUGUUUGUGGUUGAGAACACCUUUAUUCUGUAUUUAUUAGAAAUCAAAUUUAUUUUUAUUAUUAUUAUUGUUUUGUAUCGCAUCAGUCGUUUUAUACGGUGUCAGGAUUUUUUUAACGUUAAAUGAAUAAAUUGACUGAAUUUUGAAGAAUAACUGUAACAGUUAUAACUAUCUUACACCUUAAUGGAAAUUAAGAAUUUUGUAAAUGCAAUAACUACUAUAGUCACCUCAGCAAGCUCUUGCGAACACCUUCGUCGACGUCGGCGCAGCCAGUGCACGCCCAGGGAGCCGCCGGGGAAAGCAGAUCGUUCACAUCCAUUGUUAAUGAGAAAGUUAGUUAAUAAAAAUCAUUAAUAACUGUUAACAAUAUUUAAUAUUAAUGUUUACGUCUAUGAAAGUUAUAUAACAAAUAGUAAGACUUCGGUAUUGUUCUCGUGUGUCUGCCUGGGCGCCGGGCCCAGGCCGGCCCGCCUGGCUACGCGGACGUUUAUCUAUUGUUACGGUAUUAUUAAUGAAACAUCGAGUGACUGGAGCCAUCGAGUAGCGUCUAUAUAAAAUUUAUAUGUAAGUUAUGACUAAGCCAGUGUAUAUGAAACGGUAUAUUUUGCUUCCGGUAAGCGAAAAUGUGCAAUUUUAUAAGAAAUUAUUCGUUUUAAGCGAUUGACACGGUCACUCGGUGUGUAGCGAGUAGGUGUAGAUCUCUGCGUGUGGCGAGUGACUGGACUGACCACUUUAGCGAUAAUUUGCAAAGCUGUUCAAAUAAAAUGAUAAAUUUUGUAUAAAUAUUUAUAACGAUAAUGUAACUGUUGAAAUAAAAUAUUGUAACAGAUGACAUAUUGUAAGGUGCUUAUGAUUAUCGUUAUAAUACAAAGUUGUGCAUAUA
Molecule: messenger RNA, 5565 nt
Organism: Nymphalis io (European peacock)
Lineage: Eukaryota; Metazoa; Arthropoda; Insecta; Lepidoptera; Nymphalidae
Product: serine/threonine-protein phosphatase 2A 56 kDa regulatory subunit gamma isoform-like
Exons: 11
Coding region: 449-2335 (628 amino acids)
Biological process (GO): signal transduction; protein dephosphorylation
Cellular component (GO): nucleus; cytosol; protein phosphatase type 2A complex
Molecular function (GO): protein phosphatase activator activity
Source: RefSeq, a predicted model, not a curated record